Molecule: messenger RNA, 1863 nt
Organism: Lucilia sericata (common green bottle fly)
Lineage: Eukaryota; Metazoa; Arthropoda; Insecta; Diptera; Calliphoridae
Gene: M6
Product: neuronal membrane glycoprotein M6-a
Exons: 5
Coding region: 616-1362 (248 amino acids)
Biological process (GO): neuron projection development
Cellular component (GO): plasma membrane
Source: RefSeq, a predicted model, not a curated record
CUGGUAACAAAGUUUGAUGGUGGUUGUUUUCUUAACUUCCAAUUGGAGACGGAACGUUUUAUUUUUGAUUAAUUAAUUCUGCUUACGCGUAGUAAUUUGUAUUUUAAAUUGCAUUUCAUUCAUAUAGGCUGCGUUUUCAUUUACUAAGUUCGUACAAGUUAUUUAUUGUUGGCUUCUUAGCUUUGAAAUAUUGUUUAAAAUGCUAAAGGUGUAAUCUUAAAAGUGUUUAAAAGAAAUUUAAAAAAAAUAAAAGAAUCUCUUAAGAAAACCAAACCCAGCUUAAUUAUCAUAUUUACACACAUACUAAAACAAAAUACAACAACUACCAUAAUAAAAAAUAAAGUAAAAAAAGAAUCACAUGAAAGCUUAAAUAAAAUAAAGUGUAAGAAAAAGAAUUAAGCAACAAAAAUAAUAAAAACAAGUUCGCCUUAGCCAACUUCUUUUGCUUUUGUGUGGUUUUUGUGUUUGACUCCAUUUGGCUAGAAAUAUGUUUUUUAACAUUUACGUCAUUAAACUUAUCAAUACUUAAAACCAGGCCCUCCACUACGAAACUAAGUUUAAAUUAAAGAUUUCAUUUCUUUAUACUACAACACGGCUUUAAUAUAAUUUAUAAACAUGGGUGAUUGCUGUCAGUCAUGUAUGGCGCGUAUACCUUAUGCCACCCUAAUAGCCACAUUAAUGUGUCUCUUAGGUGUGGGUAUAUUCUGUGGUACCAUGUAUCGUGGCGCUUCUUUAACCGUUAUUAUGGUAGAUCAAGUCUUUCAUUUGCGUUUAAUAUGGAUUGAAGCAGUGCAAAUGAUUUUUGUUACCAUUGCCGCUGCCAUGGCUGCUUUGGGUUUUAUGAUUUUAUUCGUUGGUUUUCUGGCAACUGGAGCGACUCGUUACAAGGUCUAUCGAGCAUGGCGUUCGCGUGUCGGUGGUCGUAUAUCGUGUGCAGUGCUAAUGGGUUUAACAUAUUUGCUUAACUUUGUUUGGACCCUGAUCUUGUGUUUUUUGGUUAUUUGCACUUUUAUUUAUACCAUGUUCUGGAAUAUGUGCUCAAGUGUGGAGAGCUCUUUAAGUUGUAUAGAUUUAACACAAUUUCAUUUCAUGUUUCCCGCCAACACCAAACCGGAAGAUAUGAAAAUAUGUGAAAAAUACGAAAUCAAAGCAUUCUGCAAAGAUGGUGUAGAAAAUGCUGAGGUAAUGUUCAUAUUAGCCACCCUAGCUACACUUCUCGUCAUCCUCAGUCUAGUGCACUAUCUAAUGUGUUUGUCCGCCAACUAUGCUCACAUACGAGAUCAUGAGAAAUUCCAGGAAUUACAAGAAAUACAAAAUCUCAAUGAACUAGAAUAUAGCGCAACAUCGAAAGAUCGUUUCUAGGACAUAUUUCAGAAGAUUCAUUUUGAGCUUAAAGAGAAGUAAGACGAUGACAUAAACUGAGAAGAAGAACAAUAACAAAAAUAUAAUGACAAAAUUUAUUAGAACUAUGUAAUAGUAGUUUUGUUUUAGUUAAUAUAAUUUUUGUUUUAAAAAUAGACUAAAAAGGAACAUCUUAAACAAACAUAUUAUUUCAUUGUUUUAUAUUUAGUUAGUUAUUAUUAUUAUAUAAUUUAGUUUAAGUUAAAAUUUAUUUAAUUAUUUCCAUUUUUUCAUUAAUUUUUAUAAAACAUUUUUAUUCUUUAGUUUUUAUAAAAGAGAGUUUUAAGUUUCCGCUUUGACGGACUUUUAACUUUGAAUCAAAACAUAUCAAUUUAUUUUUUUUUUUAUAAAACUUUCAGCUGUUUAUUUGUUUAUAUGAAUAAAAUGCCCUCCAAUUGUUUUUACUUUUCUCCGUCCUUAGAAAAUUUCUUUAAAGAAAAAUAAAAUUUUGCUUGAAUACAA